GACGGUUAACAAAGUCGGGCUCACUGAAUCGGGCAGAGCUAAGAAAGUUCAUUUUGCAAAUGUGAAUCUUGGAGCAUUGGGGAUGUCAGCUGAGUGUGUUCGGAGGUCUGAAUCAAGUCAGGGGUUUCGUGACAGUGGGAGCAUGGGACGUGUUCCGGGUACAAUUCUGAUACGCCGUUGGGUUUUGAAGAAAUGAAGACCAAGAAUCCGAAUGUUAAAAUCUCUCUUGGGAAUAUUUUGCUGGAUUUGGAGAGUAGUAAUGGUCCUCGGUGUAUCUCUGGAUCCGGUGGAUUGUGCAAGCCGGUUGAGACAGGCUGUGGCGGUUACAGUCACGACUGGAUUCAUAGGGACUUCCGUAAACCUCUCAUCGUGAUGUCUCCAAAGAACUUGCUUCAUCACAAAGACUGCAAAUCAAACCUAUCCGAGUUGGAUGAUGAACAAGGGCAUCCUGGUUUUGAUAAACAAGGCACCAGAUUUAAGCGCCUUAUCAAGGAUCAGAAUAACCAUUCUGAUCUGGAGGAGGGCAUUCGGCGUUUGAUCCUUUGCUCGGGAAAGGUGUAUUACGAGCUUGACGAGGAGAGAAAGAAGGUUGGAAGAAAAGACGUUACUAUUUGUAGGGUUGAGCAGCUUUGUCCUUUCCCAUAUGACCUCAUCCAGCGUGAAUUGAAGCGAUAUCCAAAGGCAGAGAUCGUGUGGUGCCAAGAAGAGCCUAUGAACAUGGGGGCAUAUAAUUACAUUGCGCCACGCCUUUGUACUGCAAUGAAAAGCCUUGGGAGAGGCAAUAUGGAUGACAUCAAAUAUGUGGGCCGCGCUCCCUCGGCCUCCACAGCCACUGGUUUCUAUCAGGUUCAUGUUAAAGAGCAGUCGGAGAUCGUGCAGAAAGCCUUGCAGCUUGAUCCUAUCAACUAUCCCUUAUGAUGGACGCCCAUCAUUUACGCCAAACUUGGUAUUCUUCUUGCUUUCAAAAAAUAAUUCUUUCUCGGCAAAUCCGACCAAUUUUUCUCUUGAUUCUUUCAUGCCAUAAGCAAUGUUCCUUUUUAUUUUUUUUCAAAAAGAAAAAAAAACUAUGACAAUAUCCCAAGUUUCGCACAUUUUGUGCUUCCAAUUCUAGGUUUGUAUUUCUCAUCAAUAAAUCAAAGUUUUAUCAGUGUUGAUGUUAAUGGUCUCUGCUUCACCGGCAUUGAGUGCAUGUGAGAUUGUGUUGAUUCUUUCGCUACUUAUUUUCCUUCCCUUUGUCUCAUCCCCUAAAACUCAUCACCCGUGAAGCGGGGACCAUUAUACUUACACACGAGCAAAUUUGUCGAAGAAAUAUGAAAUUUGGGAUGGUUAGUAUAAAACGUGGGAACUUUU
Messenger RNA from Cuscuta campestris, 1350 nucleotides. NCBI's taxonomy places the organism in Eukaryota, Viridiplantae, Streptophyta, Magnoliopsida, Solanales, Convolvulaceae. The record is from the annotation of a GenBank genome assembly.